This is a messenger RNA of Lytechinus pictus (painted urchin), 6433 nucleotides long. RefSeq names its product protein sidekick-1-like. Gene Ontology annotation, biological process: cell-cell adhesion. Lineage: Eukaryota; Metazoa; Echinodermata; Echinoidea; Temnopleuroida; Toxopneustidae. The transcript has 25 exons. The record is from RefSeq and is a predicted model, not a curated record. Bases 1 to 3687 code for a protein of 1228 amino acids. Gene Ontology annotation, molecular function: protein binding.
AUGGAUGGUGAAGGAGACCUUUAUUUCUCUGCUGCCAUGAAAUCAGAUGAGGGGGUUUAUUUCUGCGUGGCCAGCAAUGACUUCAUUCCUCGGCAGGUGACAUCACAGUCUGCAACAUUUACAGUGUCAGUUGGAACUAACAUCGUCAGUCCGCCAAACAGCACUGAUGUGGUUCUGGGUAAUGAGUUGAGUUUGACCUGUGUGGCGGAGGGUGACCCCGCACCAAUUAUCACUUGGUCCAAAGAUGGCCGACAGCUGACAGCAGAUGAACGGACUACCAUUGGGUCCAAUGGGCUACUUCACAUCCGAAACAUAGUCGCUAUUGAUGAGGGAACUUACCGUUGUGAAUCCAGUAACCUAUACAACACAGCCACAGCGUCAGCAUUUGUUAAUGUACUUAUUCCACCUCAGAUCACAGCCAGUCCAGGCGAGGUCACCGUAGGUCAGGGGUCACAGACCACCAUUACCUGCACCGUCAUAGGUGACCCAAUCCCGACGGUCACCUGGUUCAAAGACGACAUCCUCCUGCAGAUUGACCCCUCCGACCCGUCCAACGUCCAGACCAACGCCGGUCUGGUGAUCUCCGAUGCCCAGCCCUACCAUGCAGGGAGUUACCGUUGUCAGGCCGAGAGCAGCGUUGGGACGGCAGAAUCCACUGGAACGCUCGUUGUAUGGACCGUUCCUGAGUUCAUUGUCGAACCAGAAAACCAGACUGCCCUGGAGUACAUGGUCGUCACCUUCCAGUGCAAUGCAACGGGCACGCCAGCUCCGUCUCUGUCCUGGUUGUUCAACGAGGGCGCCUUGCCAUCCUGGGCAAGCGUCGACGAGGAAGGAAGAAGACUCAACGUCCCAAAUGUUCUCUCUGAGAAUACAGGGAAGUACACAUGUGUCGCCACCAAUGCCCAGGGAACAGCGAGGGUAGAGGCAUAUCUGAAUGUUUUGGUUGAGCCCUCCGUGACGCCUCUCCCCAACCUUACCCUGGAAGCUGGUCAGCAACUGAUCGUCACCUGCCAGGCCAGUGGUCAUCCAGACCCGACCUACACCUGGGUGAAUGAUCAAGACCCCCUUCGGUCGAGGGGUAGGGUGUCGCUGACCAACACAGGGGUUCUGACCAUCACAGAGCUCAGUAAAAGUGACCAGGGCUGGUACAGCUGUGUGGCAUCCAAUAGUGUCGGCAAUGGGAGAGAGACAUUCUACCUUACUAUUGUGGAUGUUCCAGGUCAGCCUACACUCUUGGAAGCAUACCCCCUCUCUGCCACCUCGGUGCACCUUGCCUGGAUUGCUGGGGGAGAUGUUGUCGACACAGCCUACUACCAGGUCCAGUACAGACUCAGCACCUCGCAAACUUGGCUGACCUAUGUGGAUAAUUUGGAAGCAAUGCCUGGUAACCAAACCUACAUGCUUCACGGCUUGGAGGAGAACCGGGAGUAUCAACUGAGGGUUGUUGCAAAGAAUGCUGUUGGCCAGACUCCGAGCACGAUGGUGGCAGUGAUGACACCAUCAGUAACAGGUCCAUCUGCGCCCAGGAACUUCCGUGUUACGUCAUAUAACGGAACAUCGAUCAGUCUCAUAUGGGAGGUCCCUGCCGAUCGGAAUGGACCCAUCGAAAUCUACAUGGUGGAGUACCAUAUCACCGGCAUAAUGGAUUUCAUGAUCAAGGAGAUCCCAGGUGGGGGUCAAGCUACCAUUACGGCCAUGGUAAGUGACCUUCGACCCUUGACCAGCUACCAGCUAAGGGUCAGUGGAGCCACACUACACAAGGGGCUAAGACAGCCGGGUAAUUACACUGAUUACCUGGAGCAGACCACCGGCACAGCAGCACCGGAUGGAGCUCCUACAAAUUUGACUUUGGAGGUUCCAUCUUCGACCUCAAUCACAGCAUCAUGGGAGCCAAUUCCCGCUCUAAACCAGAACGGAGCCAUCACGGGCUACAUGGUCCUGUACCGCUUGUCCGAAAGUUUGGAAGACUUUGUUGUGAGUGAGGCCAUUGGUGCUGUGACUUCUUACCUAUUGACUGGUCUGUCACCCUGGACAACGUACGAGGUCAAAGUUCAAGGGGUCAACGAAGACGGCGUAGGUCCUUCCAGCGAUAGUGUAGUGGCUAAGACCUUAGCUGAUGCCCCGACUGAUGUCCCACAGAAUGUAUCAUUAUCAACAGUCAAUAAAACAUCAAUCAGUGUUACAUGGGAGCCUGUCCCAGAAUCCGGUAGAAACGGUCUCAUCGAUGGCUACACUGUAUUCUAUAGUGCAGCUGGUGUUUCUGGAUUCAGUGAAAGUCAUCUAGCUCCAACAGAGACAUCGCUUAUUAUCACGGAUCUGGACGUUGCACAGGAAUACCAAGUGCAGGUCCUGGCCUUCAACUUGGUAGAUGGAGUUAUGAAGAUCGGGCCUAGGUCUUCCAUUCAAUCAGUACCAACGGCUGAUGGACUUCCUGGACCUGUUGUUGGUCUAACAGCAUACCCGCAUGAGACUUCCAUUAGACUAAGAUGGAACCCUCCUGUCGUGACGAACGGCCUGAUCCAGGGCUAUGCCAUCAAGUAUGUGUCUAUGCAACGAAACAACCCGACAACAACAGCAACAACACAGGCCACUCCCACUGAAACAGCAAGCCCCUCCCCCUUCACUACACCAUAUGAAGAGGCAACAGCUGCAGGUGCAGUAAACAGGACCAGACGACAGACCGUUAAUACCUUUACAAACGAGACCCAUGGGAUUAUUGAGACUGCGGAGACCAGUCACACCCUGACAGACCUGCUACCGGAGAGUAGGUACUGGGUUGGUGUCAUCUCAAAGACCAGUGCCGGCUUCUCCCUUGAUGUUGUCAGCAUCUACGUCAUCACUGGUAAACUACCUCCAACUCUUGGAGCUACUACUCCUAGUCCUACCAUAACAACAACCAAUGCAACGAUUGUAACAUCUAGCUUUGAUACCUUCUUCGAUCUCUUCAAUCUACCAAAGACAUCUUUGAUCCUCUUCCUGUCUAUCAUUGGUGUUGGAUUCCUGGCCAUCAUCCUGGCCAUUGCGGUCUUCUCAGCCUGGUGCAGUGGACGUCGAAGUCAUCCUCGCCACAUCAAGAGGAAAGCAACACUUUUGAUACCGAACGAUGGCCGCUCUUCUCCAGGGGGUAGCAUGCCAAGUGAUGAUGCCAUAAUGGUCGACCAUUCACGUUCCGCCAGCAAUUCUGUCUGUCGAUCGCACUCUCCCAGCGCAAGCAGCGGCCUGGCCGCAUCCACGGAGCUCCCCUCGACGGCGGGGACGACGCCCAUGAUAGACUCUCAGCCUCUGAUCCACGACAGCGGGAGCGACAACCCCGACUACAGCGACCACUCCGACCCCAGCCGACCCCGGGCUAGCUCGUCCCCUGCGAGUGCCCAGCAUUCGGUGAGGGCCAUCCCCCCGCCACUGACCCUCCCUGCAACUGCUUCGGUUAACCUAUACCCCACCGCUCCGAACCCACGAAACGGAAGAUUAAAUACCCGUAAUGAUUUAUUAGACACAUCACCAGCGGGAUUAGAGGCACUAUAUUCAAGGGUAAACCGAAGCAAUCUACAAGCACCUUCACGAUUGAAGAAAGACAGUCUGGCUGCCAUCGCAGUCUUGCUCGAUCAAGAAGAAAACGAGUCCGACCUCCGACCCCUGGACAGUCCGCCCUCCGUGGUCAUAUCCAAUCAAAGGACAACGUUAUAGCCCAAUGGGAAAUCAGGAAAUAUAUUUUUAUAAACAUUUGAAAACUUGUGACCAAAGAACCUGAUUGCCAACUCAAAGUGAGUGUUGGUGAUUGAAAUCAUUUUUAUUCUUGUUGUUGUCAAGAUGAUAUAAAGGUAAAGGACGCCAUCUAUUGUUGGUAGGUUAUGUGGAUACAUUGUGAGAAAUUUCGGAGCAAAUGAAAUGUGCACCCAACUGAGACAGAUACAUGUACCAGUCUUUUAUGAGAGACCUUCAUCGUCGUUAUCAUCAUCUUCAUCAUUGUCAUCAUUACCAUCGUCAUCAUCGGGGCCCUCUGGAAGACCACUACUUAUUGGUGAAUGGGAUACCCUGACAGAAUAUCAGAAAUUGAUAAAUAAGUAAAUCUUCAUUAUUGUCGUCAUCAUCAUUAUCAUCAUGGAUCAUAUGACAGCAUCAUAAUUGACUUGGAACUUGAGAGAGAUUGCGAGAUACAGAGCAAUAGGAGUCCGGAUUUCCUUGUAUGUUGGGAGAAACUGUCUGACAGCAUCUUCGAAAGAAUAUCUAAUGCUUGCCUUCCAUAAUGAAAGACCUCACUACUCCCUAGUCCUCAAGGAUGCCCUACUCUCUGAUGCAGGCAUCACCUUAAAUAUGACACUUGGUCAUCCUUAAACAGGUUUCCAAGAGAUCAGCCAUUGACAGAGUGACAUGGAGGUUGCUGACUCAUCGAAGAGCAAGCUGACCCUCUGUCCUUGAAGUGGAAUCCAACCCAAAUGAAAAGUUGUUUUAAGAGGAAAAAAGAAAAAUCAGACGAGGGAUAGGUGAAAGUUUGAAUAAUAUCAGACAAAUAAUAAAAAUAAUAAAUUUAAUUAAGUACGUUAUUUAAUUAAGUUAGUUGCCUUACCAUUUGUCAUAAUUCAUACCCAGUUGCCAAUUUGAAAUUUACAUUGUCUUUAUGGGGAUCUCAAUUUAAAAACGGCCAUAACUUUCUUAUUCCUUGUCCGAUUUCUUCCUAACUUUCACCAUUAUGGUAAUAUUGUUUUUCUCCUCUCUCACUCAACAUCUUAUGACCAUGGUUGAAUUCCUUUUUAACCUGCUUGAGACUGAGCUUGCAUAUGUGUGUGUUGGAUACUUUGGAAAGUGCAUGUUACAGCAUCGUCGGCUACAGGGGAAGAAUUACAUGGGGGCUCGGGGCAAUUUUGCCCCUGAAAUGCACAUAAAAGCACUAAAAAAGGAGCCCUGGAAAAUCCUAGUUCAUGUUAAAGCUUAUCCAAUGUUGCAGAAUCGGGCAGUAAGCUGUGAAAAGUAGCAGCCAAAAACAAAAAAAAUAAAUUUGUUGCCUGGUCAGCUAGCCUCCAAAUGGCUAUUCUAAAGUCCCCAUUUUUAUGUGAUACAGAGAACGGAAAUAUACCGCAGAUGAAGUUGGGGAGAGCUCAGAAUUUUAUGGAAAAUACUAAUGGGGUUGGGGAAGUUCAAAGAAAUUUGAUGUAUUUGUCUAGAAUCUCUACUCUUAACUCCACUUGAUACUUGAUGCAAUUUCCAUUCAACCAAUAGCUACAUGUACACUACAUUUCCAGAUUUUUUCUUUCUUUUUUAGGGGGGGUAAGAUUUCAUUUGUUUAGGGACAGCUAUUAGAUAUCAUUUUUGACUGAGUGCCAGAUAGUAUAUUGCUAAGUUGCACAGUUACUUGCUGCAUAGAAUUAGGUUUUUCAUCCUUUAUUUUUUAAUGUAUUUGUAUUCUUUUCCAUUAUAUUUCUGUUAUACUCGUAUCUGGAUGUUCAGUCUACGUCCUUGGUCAAGAAAUUGGCUAGACCCCAUCACAUGCACAAUGAACAAACCUUUAGAAGUCUGAUAAUGUUUUCUUGUAAUUAUUAUGUUCAUCAUUCUUAUAACACCAACACAUUGUGUGAUUGCUACUCCUUUGUAAGCUUUAUCUAGUUUUACAGGCUCGUAUUCUGAACUCAGGUUUAAAUUAAACCCUGGUUUAAAGUUGUGGUUUAACUAUAGAGAGCCAGUUGGGGCACAAAUCAUUAAUGGUACACAUCCAUUUUAUUAACUCAUUUCACCCUCAAAUUGUCUGGGAAUGAUAACUGAAGUAUUCUGAAGUAUUUUUCUUCAUUAUGAAAACAACAGGAAACAAAAUAGAAGGGAUAGGAGAUACACAAUAUAAACAUAAUUUUUUUAAUUUUGACUCCCCAUAAUUUUAGCACAGAGUUAGACCGUGGUCUAAGUUAAACCUGACUUCAGAAUACGGGCCACAGUGUAUAUUGUAAAAUCAUGGUAUGAAAAGACAAACAUGUACAUGCAGGAUUGCUUGUACUAUGUACAAUGUUUUCUUGAAAUCAUGUUCUCCAUUCUCAUAAUAACGACAUACUGUGCUAUUGUUGCUCCUUUGUAAGUUUUUAUUUAGUCUUGCAGUGUCUAUUGUAAAAUCAUGGUAUGCAAGGAAAUAGUAUGUAGGAUCGUUUGUACUAUGGUAAAGGUUUUGUUGAAUGUGGUGCUGUAUUUAUGGAUAAUUUUUAUAUAGAGCUUGUGUUUUUCAAAGAUAUAUUGCUUUUAACUGCCUCUUCUGUAAAAAUGAAUGUGAUUGGCUGACUGGUGCACGUACACAAUAUGAUAGGCUGAAUUAUUGGUUGGAAGUUAUAUGACACCAUACAAAGGAUAUGAAUUUUUUUUUUCUAGUUUUUAUAGAUGUGUGUAUUCGCAUCUAGCGUUAUGACUACACACGUGGCUGAAAGUAAAGCGGACAUUGUUUUGACAUGAAAAUUAA